Messenger RNA from Seminavis robusta, 4669 nucleotides. Lineage: Eukaryota; Bacillariophyta; Bacillariophyceae; Naviculales; Naviculaceae. The record is from the annotation of a GenBank genome assembly.
GAGGUGAAGCGGAUCUACCUGUUGUCCUGUAGACCUUACCACCAAUAGAAGGAUCAGAACGCACAAUCUCCUUUACUCAACUUGUUCAAAGCACCGAGAUGGAGGUAACAGAGGAAGAGCAUAAAGGUGCCGCUGAAGUGGAGAAGCUGCAAGAAUGUGUUAGGCAGUUGCUCAACAUUUGCGCGGCCGAAGCAGUUGACAUUCCUGAACAUUUGAGGAACGAACUCCAGGAGUCCAUUGAGGGUGUGUCGGCUGUCGUCGCCAAGUAUGACCCUGGCUACCAUAUCUUGCAAGAAGAAAUCAAACAUGUCAGCGAAGACAUUGAAUCCAUGGCGGGAGAAAACCCUCUGAUGGUGCUCAUGCGAAAGUGGCUUGAGCGAGUCAAGGCACAGUUUCCUGGCAUUGAUGUCCGCGUCAAGGAUGGAUCUUACACUGUCACCAACUUUAUCGAACAAGUCGCCGAUACUGGAGAUGCAAAAGGGCCCAAACGAGCCAAGCAAAAGAUUGCCACAGUCCAGACGGAAAGCCCCAUUUACAAGCUCUUGAAAUCCCUGAAACUGCUUGUCACCACGGGAAAAUGUGGAAACCCGACCAUCAAGGAAACAAAAGCUGUCAUGGAAGGCGUCAAUCUCGCUCUCGAGAGGGGAAAGCUCUAUCUCAUCUUGGGUGCACCUGGGUGUGGCAAAUCCACGCUGCUCAAGAUGAUUGCAGGUACUCUUCAACAAGAUGCAAAUCAUGUAGUGGCUGGAUCUGUCUUUGUCAAUGGAUUUGAACAAGCUGCCAAGGAAGUCGUCUGGUCCAACCUUGCGUCAUACAUUGACCAAAUUGAUCGACUUCAUGCUAGGCUUACUGUCAAAGAGACGCUAGAAUUUGCUUGGAGGUGCCGUAGUGGUGGGACUCACAACAAACCAUACUUUGGCAAGGACGAGGAAGUCAAAAAGGCCAUUGCAGAAGCCGACAAUGAACUCUUCUUUGUCAACCGAAUCAUGGAUGGGCUCGGCUUGGCCAGAGUCGAAGAUACCUUUGUCGGAGAUCAGCAAAGUGUUCGUGGUGUCUCGGGAGGAGAAAAGAAACGCGUCACUGUCGGUGAAAUGUUUGUCCUGCAAACUCCCGUAUCCUGUUGUGAUGAGAUUAGUACCGGUUUGGACGCCGCGACAACCUACGACAUUGUCAAGUUGAUCAAGUUUGGUGGGCAAGUCUCGCAAACCUGCAAAAUCAUUUCCCUGUUGCAGCCUCCACCAGAAGUCGUCGCGCUCUUUGACGAAACAAUCCUCUUGAGCGAAGGGAGAAUCAUCUAUUGCGGCCCAACAACGUCCAUUAUUGAUCAUUUCAGUUCCUUGGGAUACUCCCUGCCGGAACGCGUGGACGUCGCCGAUUGGUUGCAACAACUCCCAACACCGGAUGGAGCACAGUUCUUGACUGACAGCAAUGCAACACACUUGACAUCAGCUGAGUUCAAGGAGAAGUUUGACUCUAGUCAAUUGGGCAUGGACAUCAAAGAAAGAUUGGAAAAGCCAUUUCUUGUGGACUCGCAAUGUGAAGAGGAGGCAAAAAGGGAACUGAAAAGGCGUUACCAAAACUCUGCAAUCGGCUCCUUGAGACUUGUCAUUGGUCGGGAACUGCUCCUCUGGUGGCGCGAUAAGCCUGCAAUUCAGGCUAAAAUCAUGCAAGAUCUGAUCAUGGGAACUGUUGCAGGGACACUCUUUUGGCAAGCCGACGAACCUCAAUCCAUCAUGGGUAUUCUGUUCCAGAGCAUGUUCUUUUGCUCGUUGGGAUCCAUGUUGAUGGUUGGGGAGCAGUUUUUCCCGCGUGCCAUCUUUUACAAGCACCAGGAUGCCAACUUGUUCCCCAGCUGGACCUUUGUAAUUGGAAGGAGUCUUGCGACUAUCCCAAAUGCCCUGUGUGACGGAGUGAUCUAUGGCUCCCUCACGUAUUGGUUUGUUGGGCUAGCCCAGCCUAGAGAUGGUGGCUCUGUUGCCAACUACUUCAUUUAUCUCCUCCUCCUAUUUUGCAUUUCGCUCUCCGCUAGUCUCUUGUUCAGUGUCUUCUCUUCGGUUGUUCGAGAUCGGACCAUUGCUCAAGCAGCAAUGGCAGUUUCCAUGGUCAUGCUUGUCCUUUUCAGUGGCUUCACCGUUCAACCAGAUGUCAUUCCAGACUACUGGAUAUGGGUGUAUUGGUGCAAUGUUUUUGCUUGGAUCUUGCGAGCCCUCUGUGUAAACGAGUUUACCAGUGGCAAGUACUCUGAGCAGGAAGGACGAAACAUCCUUUUGCGAUUUGGAAUGGCCCAUAACGGAGAACCUUUCACAACUGAGUGGAUUUGGUAUGGAGUUGCUUUUGCCAUUGGAACUGGGCUGGUUGCAACGCUGCUCUCGGUUACCUUUUUGUCGCUUGUUCGCUUCCAAACUGGCAAAUCCUUGGCGACGGACAUGGGGGAUGCCGAGGAAGACGUAGAUGAGGCGUCCUUACGAGAAGACGUUGCGAUCCCGUUCACUCGUGUAAAUCUCACCUUCAGAGGAAUUCGUUAUACAGUCACUGCUAGUACAUCCCGUGAGAAGUUGGAGCUGCUGAAAGGUGUCGAUGGAGUUGUGGAAGCGGGCAAGAUGACGGCGUUGAUGGGUUCUUCUGGGGCGGGUAAGACGACAUUGAUGGAUGUCCUUUCAAUGAGAAAGAGCUCAGGCGAAAUCGAAGGUGAUGUCUGCUUGAACGGGCACCCGCAAGAACCAAGAUCCUUUCGUCGGUGCACUGGUUACGUUGAGCAGUUCGAUGUCCAGAGUGCCCAAUUGACAAUUCGAGAAACCGUGGAGUUUUCGGCAAGGUUGCGUUUGGAAGAAACUGUCAAGGAAGUUACACCAAGAAACAUAAUGAGAUUCGUGGAUCAGGUACUUGCCAUGUUGGAGCUGACUCCCAUACAGGACUUACAGGUUGGUGAUGACUUAUCCGGUGGGUUGUCCUUUGAACAAAAGAAGAGGCUUUCCAUCGCGGUCGAACUUGUCGCAAACCCUUCAAUAAUUUUUUUGGAUGAGCCAACCUCUGGGUUGGAUGCCCGGGCGGCCUCAAUUGUGAUGAAGGGUUUGAAGCGCAUUGCAGAAACCGGCCGUGCCGUCGUCGCAACUAUCCAUCAACCGAGCAUUGCAAUCUUCAAUUCUUUUGACACCUUGCUGCUUCUCAAACGUGGAGGAGAGGUUGUAUUCUUUGGCGAUCUCGGAAAAGACAGUGUGAGUUUGAUCAAUUACUUUGAGCGGUACAGCGCAACCACCCCCAUCAAGCCAGGAGAAAACCCCGCCACGUGGAUGCUAACAGUGAUUGGCGCUGGAAGUAGCGCUGGAACUACACGCCCAUUUGACUACGCUGGCAACUACACUGGUUCCAAGCUCCACAAAGAGUGCCUCGACAAUAUUGCAACCCUGUCGUCGAACCCCACCGAUGAAAACAAAGUGUCCUUCCCUGGGCUGUACGCCACUUCAAUGUUAACGCAGAGCACUCAAGUUUUGGACAGAAUCCUCAAGAUUUACUGGCGGUCUCCAAGCUACAACUUGGUCCGCAUCAUGGUGGCGGCCGUCGUUGCCCUGCUUUUCUCGAGUGUGUACAUUACCUCUAGAGUACCAAAAACGGAGUCCGACAUGAACUCCCGCGCCACGACAAUCUUCAUUGCUACAAUCUUUUUGGGUGUCAGUGCGUUCAACACGGUGCUUGCGGUCUUUGAAGCAGAGCGUAACAUGUACUAUCGCCACUCGGCGGCGUUGAUGUAUGACCAGAAGGCUCUUCUGAUGUCUUUCACUUUCGCGGAACUACCUUUCGUGAUGUUAGUGAGCUGCGUCUUUGUGGUGCUCUUCUAUUUCAUCAUGGGGUUCGCCCUCGACGUGGAAAAAUUCCUCUUUUACUACUUGUUUUUCGUGUUGGCUCAAAUGACAUUUACCUACAUGGGUCAAAUGUUUUCAAGUCUAUUCCGCGACAGUAUGACGGCACAGGGUGCGGGAGGCCUGUUUGUUUCAAUGACAGUGAUGUUCACUGGUGUUUUGAUUCGCCCCAACGAAAUGCCCGAGUUCUGGCGAUUCAUGUACUAUGUGACUCCCGGCCACUACAUCUAUGAGGGCUUGCUGAUGACUCAAUUCACAGAUGAUACUACGCCAAUUACUGCCAGUCAGGGAUCGCCCUUCUACAUGUCCUUGGUGGCUCAGGGCUGCACUCCACCUGGCCCUUGUGUGGGAACUGCCGAAGAAUGGGUAAUCGUUUCGUUCGGUGACUUUUCCAUUGACAAUGUCCCCUGGAACCUUUUGUAUCUUCUCGGGCUUGUUUUCUUCACUCGCUUCGCGACGUACUUGGCGUUGACUCACUUGAACUAUCGAAGUACAUGAGCUGCGCUGACUGACGAUGUGAUAAUAUUUCAUUGAGUGAGAAGACUUCUUGCAUUGAGCUUUUAGCUUGAAUGUUGAUGGGCUCCUCCCUGCCUGGAAAAGGUCAUCACGUUGACACGACAUUUGGUAUCGCUGGAAGUUGCUGGCGGGCUCUAAGGUGCCCUACAUCAACCCAAUCUAUAAUUCAAUCAGGACCAUUGAUACCAGUGUGUGUACUUGAGUAUUCUUACCAUGGACAAAAUAGCGUAUUGUUUCAUGCCCUCUGCUCGAGUCACCAGUGAGAUUAGAUGUCCAAGGAGCCCGGGUGACGGAGA